Messenger RNA from Dissoconium aciculare CBS 342.82, 2733 nucleotides. Its product is annotated as cysteine proteinase. The transcript is spliced from 3 exons. Lineage: Eukaryota; Fungi; Ascomycota; Dothideomycetes; Mycosphaerellales; Dissoconiaceae. The record is from RefSeq and is a predicted model, not a curated record. The coding region runs from base 1 to 2733 and encodes 910 amino acids. Gene Ontology annotation, biological process: proteolysis. Gene Ontology annotation, molecular function: calcium-dependent cysteine-type endopeptidase activity.
AUGAGCGACCAAAAUCGUUCUUUGGUAGCAGUCCUUCGUGAAGAUCAGCCACUCUCAUUAGCUCAACGUGCCGAUGAAAAAGCCCAAUUUCGAGCUCGAGCAAAGGAGCUGAUGAGUGAAGCAGAAAGCAUCAAAGAGAAUCCUGCUUGGCAACCCAAGAACGAUCCUUCUCUCGAUAGCGGAAACGAUACCACCAAUACAAGCAGGAUUUCUCCAAUUUCAGGCGUAGCGAAAGUACUCAAAGAGCCUCGAAGCACACGGGCGUUGACAACUCGAGAGAAGAUCAUCCUAGCCAGGGCGACGUUCCUGAAUGGUACCAAAUUUCCUAUGUGGGAGUCUCCUCCAUCGGCGACAGAGUUCGAACUGCCAGGUGGUGGAGUUCCAUUCGUCGAUGACUCUCCUGAACUCUCGCUGUCAAAAUUCCAGCUUGAUGUAUUCGAAGAUUGGAAGCGACCGGCCGAGGCCAUGCCACCACCGGCUUGGCGAUCGUCAAGCUUAUCGAAGCAUCAGCCGUCGAUGGCCUAUGUCCUAAGAAUGGAUUUGGUACAGGAUGCUGCGACAGAUUGCUCAGUAGUAGCAUCGCUCUGUGCUGGCGCGGAGCGGGUUUUACGCGGCCACACCCCUCUGCUCAAGACGAUAAUGUGGCCCUGGGACGAUGUCAAGAACGAACCUCAUCUGUCUGAAAACGGCAAAUAUGUGUUUCGGCUCAACUUCAAUGGAUGCUUUCGCAAGGUCAUCAUAGAUGAUCGUAUCCCAGCAAGCGCAACUGAUCGAGUCAUCCAUGUUGUGGAUCGCAACAAUCCAGCCUUGCUAUGGCCUGCCUUGGUCGAGAAAGCGUAUCUCAAAGUGCGAGGAGGCUACGACUUUCCAGGCAGCAACAGCGGGACAGACCUAUGGAUCCUGACAGGCUGGAUCCCUGAACAGGUCUUCCUGCAGGCUGACGACCUGGAACCGGACCGGUUUUGGCAACGCAUACUAAAGGCCUUCACGUAUGGCGAUGUUAUGAUUACUAUGGGUACUGGUAAGAUGUCACGUAAGACCGAGAGAGCGCUGGGUCUGGCUAGUGAGCACGACUAUGCUGUCUUGGAUCUUCGCGAAGUCGACGGUCAGCAUUUAAUGCUUAUCAAGAAUCCAUGGUUAUCCGGCAUGGCAUGGAGCGGCCGAGAAACAUCUGCUGUAGACACAGAUCCAGACCCAGUCAGCUCGCCACGUGACUCGCUUAACAAGGACGAUGAUCUAAAGCCUGGAACAUUCUGGAUGGACUUGGACAAUGUACUCCGAUGCUUUGAGUCCAUUUAUCUCAAUUGGAACCCGGGGUUGUUCUCGUUUCGCCAGGAUGUUCACUUUGAAUGGGACUUGACGGAGACGCCGGAUGCGAAUGGUGCUAGAAAACCACGAGGUCCUUUCGCUAGUCUCCAAAAUCAUCGGCAAUUUGCUGUGUCAAUCCAAAAACCGGGCAAUAUCUGGUUAUUACUAUGGCGACACUUCCAAAACACGGUCCCUGAGGCUGCCACACCGGACGAGAUUGAGAGUGGACGACAUUUCAUCGACCUCACUGGUUACAUGGCACUUGCGUCUUUCAAUGCCAGCGGGCGACGAGUAAUGCUGCCUGAACGACAUCAUCGCAAGGGCUGGUUUGUGGACAGUCCACAAACCCUGCUCAUGCUGGAAGAUUGUGAAGCCGAAACUUCAUACACUAUUGUCGCCCUGGAACAAAACCUGGCCGCAGUCAAGCAUUCCUUUACAGUCUCAGCAUUCAGCACGUCGCCACUCACCAUUGCAGAUGCAGCGCCCCGAUACCCACACAACACCUUGCUUCCUGCCGCAUGGACAAGCGACACUGCAGGAGGCAAUUCACAAGCAGCCACGUACUGCUCGAAUCCUCAAUUCAUCCUUGUCGUCACACAGAAGACGUCGAUCAGUUUACUUCUGGAGACACCAGAUAAAAAUCUCAACGUGCACGUACGCUUGCUCCAUGGAAGUAGCACAUCACCUGCCAAAAGCACUGUCGCAGGCUCUGAGCAGCGCGUACAUCGCAUCUGCCGUCGCGACAUCGUCACCGACAGCAAAGACUAUCGCGCGGGCGCGUGCCUCUGCGAAGUGGGCACUCCACUCGACCCUGGAAACUACAUCAUCCUCUGCAGCACUUUCGAAGCUGGCCAAACAGGGCCCUUUACCUUGUUAGUUGAGUCUUCACAGCCUGUUCAUCAUGUCUCCCUCCUGCCACGUGAAGGCGCCGGUCGAAUCCGUACCGUCUUAGAUCCCGUAGAUUUCGAACGAGGCCAGAACGCACGUGCAGUGAGGCUCGAACCGCAGAGACUCACUACCCUCUACGCAAUCGCACGACCAAUUUCUUCGCUUGCGAAGACAACCACUCAAUCUUCCCCGCGCUCUCACCUACGCCUGAGUCUCCGCUACAAUCGUGGCCCAGACAGCAUCCUGAUCGCAACAUCCAACGAAGGCGAGUACGCAGAUGGUCGCCAUCCCAUCCGCACCGAGAUCAUCGAUCUCGCUCCGUUGACAUCUACAGGAUCGAGUUCUCGAUCAGGAGGAGACCGUGGUCUCGAUUGGCAGGGUCACCAACAGCCAUGGGAGUGCUGGCUUGUCUUGGAGCGUAUGCAUGUCCAUCCUGCGGCGGAUACGGGUGAUGGGGAGAGUUUCGGUGUGGAACUCAGUACGGAUUCGUUGAAUGGUGUUUCGUAUGGACGGUGGAUUGAUUGGCAGGAAGGGUGA